GGGUAGUAGAUGAGUGUAGCUGCUCUAGUAAAGUCAGUAGUUUUCCAGCUCAUCACGGGUGUUUUUUUAUUGUAUGUAAUUUUGUUGGCUACUUUGAAUGUUAGUGCAUUGUUCGUAUUAUGACUUGCCUUACAUGCACAGUGUAUUUUUUGAUGAUUGUUUCGACCAUGAGCUCAAGAUUUUGCUGUGCAGCGCUUCUUGAUAUUUAGCGGCACCUUUUCGGAUGUAGCUUAUUGCCACUUACGCUUUGCAAGUGAUUGUGAAUUAAUUCCAAAAGUCUCAUUUUGUGAGAGUAACUCUAUUCUGAGAAACGAAAUUUUUUUCCUAAUCUAUUUUGAACGUGAAAUUUUUGAAAUUUGCUCGAUUUAGUGUUGCCACCAGAAAGUUUAUUACUGUGGUAAGUGAGUGCCGGGUACAAGAAUAUUAGUCCGGAAGUGUACCAGAAACAAGAACAUUAGUCAGGAAAAGUGCAGGAAACAGGAACAUCAGUCAGGAAGAGUGCCGGGAACACGAAUAUCAGUCAGAAAGAGUGCCGGAAACGAGAACAUCAGUCAGGAAGAGCGCCGAGAACACGGACAUUAGUUGGAAAGAGUGCCGGGAACACGAACAUAUGUUAGGAAGAGGGCUGGGAAAAGAAAAUUGGUCAGCAAGAGUUCCCGGAACAAGAUCAUAAAGUACGGAGAUUCUCAGGAACUUGAUGUAUUGAAUUAAAUACAUGAAUAUACGUUUGAAAAGUUCGGGUUUCACUGCUGAAAUUCACGGUGGCGCUAUUUUCUUCAACAUCACUACCUGCCGUCGUGCCGUUUGCUCCUGGGAAGCGCCGCGCUGCGUGCAGCAGCCACACGAGCAUGCACGAAGAGAAGCAACAGGUGCUGCAGGCUGUCGCUGCUGUUGCAGCCGCAGCAGCCCAGCAGCCUGCGGGUGGUAACACUCCAGCCACCGCUGGUCCUUCUACAGCGCCCACCACGGGCAUGAGAGCGCCCUCUACAGCGACGCCACCGUCAGUACCACGGCAUCCUGCUCCCACGCGGCUCUCGGGUGCCCCUGGAGCUGCUGGGUUUGCUAUUCCCUCCACCACCACGACCACUUCUCCUUCGGCUGCCGCGUUGCCUGCUGCGGCGGUCGCUUCUGCCAUUCGUUCUCCUGCGCCUACGGUGGUCACUGCAGUCGCGCACGGUGCAUCGGCAGCGGUGACGAGUACGGCAACUUUAUCCGGAGUGCCGGGCCCUGACAAUUCACUGCCUUCAGCAGCAGCCCGAAGGACCGGCCCUCUGCCUUCAGCAGCGGGUCGAGGGACUGGCCCUCUGCCUUCAGCAGCGGGUCGAGGGACUGGCCCUCUGCCUUCAGCAGCGGGUCGAGGGAUCGGUACCCUUCCUUCAGCAGCUAGAGGAGUUCCUAACACUUCACCUUCAGCAGGAGCCCGCGUGACCAGCACUUCUUCAGCAGCAUUACGCCCCACACUGGAACCACCGACGCUGAUGCCAGCGUCUUGCUUGAGCUGUCAUAAAUCCGCCGAGAGCUCCGUCGUGACGGCCGCCUCGUCUUCUGCUUCUCACCAUCCCAUGUUUUUGGCUCACCGGACGCUGCCUCCUACGUUUCCUACGACGCUCGUGUGCUCCAGGCCUCCUAUCUUCCCUCCACCUCCUCCUGUCCAUCAUCACCUUCACCAUAGUCUUGUGCACCAUCCUCCUCCGCCUCCACCACCUCCACCGCCUCUUCUCCAGCAACAGCAGCAAAUUCCAUACUCUUAUUACGAUGAAGAUGACGGUGCUAGCCAGUGUGGACCACCAGGGUCUCGUCGGCCAUACAACACUCUUAGGAUAUCCAAAUGGGUCAACCCAAUACCUUUUGAUCCUGACGAUGGGCAGCAGCAAGUCGGCGAACAGGAGCUGGCCACGAAGAUGCUUCAAAUUCAGAGUAAACGUUUUUACAUUGACGUCAAACAGAACAGACGGGGUCGCUUCAUGAAAGUGGCAGAGAUCGGAGCUGACGGUCGGAGGAACCAAGUAUUCUUAGCAUUGUCUACCGCGGCUGAGUUUCGAGAACACCUUUCUCAAUUUAGUGAUUUCUAUUCUAAUUUGGGACCGCCGAAUCCUGACACGCUACCCGAAGACGGCAAACUCAAAUCUGAGACAAUGGUUAAAGACAACAGACGGUACUACCUCGACCUCAAGGAAAAUUCGAGAGGGCGGUUCCUGAGGGUAUCACAGACAAUCGCACGAGGCGGGCCGCGCUGCCAGAUUGCGAUCCCAGCGCAGGGUAUGAUAGAGUUUCGUGACGCGCUCCAGGAGCUGCUGGACGAGUUUGGCACCGACGAUGGAGGGUUCAAAGGAGAACUGCCAGAGGGGCGUCACAUGCGCGUCGAGAACAAGAACUUCUACUUUGAUAUCGGCCAAAAUAAUAGGGGCAUCUACAUGCGGAUAUCAGAGGUGAAAACGAACUUCCGAACGGCGAUUACGAUUCCGGAAAAGUCUUGGUCUCGGUUUCGUGAUAUAUUCACCGAUUACGUGGAUAAAAUGAAAGACGGCAGCGACAAAGAAAAAGCUCCAGCUAGUGGCGAAAGUUCUUUGUCAUCUCCCAAUAAAUGAGUAGGCUCAUAUGACUAGGCAAUUUUUGAGGUUAUUUGAUGUAUAACUUUUAAGAUUCGCCAUGCUGCGGUGUAUGCCAGUGGAGGAGGAACACAGAGUCGUCGUACGCCGGCUAGGCGGCUCAGCUGCUGUAACUUCGUAUAUGUUGACCGACGGUAGUGCGGCAGUCCUGGCAAACAAUGGGAAUUUCAUUCAAUGUGACUGCUCGUCGUUUGAUAUCUGGACGGACCUCGAGGCUAUCAACUUCGUGCGAGUCUUCUGUUCUGUGGACACUCUUCACAAUUUUGUUCUCGGCGUAAUAUUAAACGAUGAGGCUCUCAGCUCAGAAAGUCCCGUGUCGCGUCAUCAUAAGCUGUAUAAAGUGUAAAGAAAUCGUAUAAUAACCAGAGUCUUCUAUUAUAUUGCCUGUGAACCAUUCAUUUUAGUACGGCGGUACGAGGAGUAACUGUGUUAUUAGUUACUAUCAAGGGAAACCACUCCUGCCUAUUCUCUUGUAGGUCAUCCACCUUCAGUUAAGAUUGAUGCAGCUUGUGCUGCCACUGCCAGCUAACUUUGACUGUCCAGUGGCAAAUGUCGUUUACGAGAUCUCGCUGGCUCUCGUGCCAACCAUCAAACCGUGCGCUCAUUGCUGCUGCUGUUGUUAGUAUCCGAAUUUAUUGGCUUCAUCAAAGAUGAAUCGCGUUUGAAGCUGUUACACACGCCUGCCAAUUGGGAAAGUCGUUUAAUUCUUGUCUAUCCUUUUUUUUCACUAAUUCCCAACGAAGUGCCGGCCAAUUUUUUGUUUCACUAGUUCCCAACGAAGUGACGGCGGUGCGAGGGAAGCUCGUUUGGUAUGUCUGACCUACCGGUGCCGUCCUGGUGACGCUUCUUAGUCAUUCUAGCAGAAUGUUUUCAUUAAUGCAGAAAUUUUCGUUGUGCGGAAAGUUCCCAUUUGUUUACCAUUUAUCCAUGUUAAAACCAUAUUAGUGCACUUCACUAAUGUCUCCGAAUUUAUAAUGUUUUCUCUUGAUCAGAUCAAUACCGAGCUGGUGUAGGUAUUUUAUGUUGCAAUUGUUCGGAUAUUGCUUCGUAACCUGCCACUGUUCCUGAGUUGUUGUUUUACAUUUACCCUCUAAAUCGACCGUUUUGCAGCGAUCCAGCGGUUGACUCGGGUUGUAAGUCCGGCCAUCGGUUAAACUACUAAUCCUUUUCUCCCUAUUUUGUGGUGUGCCCUUCUUUGCAUACGGUAAGCCUAUGCUUGGAAUUUCUGACGCACCUACGUUCCUUUUGGAGCCUUUGCAAUGGGUACACGUUUUGUAGCACAUUCGAUAAUUCUGCGAAUACUGUGUCGUAAAAGAUAGAUUGACAAACCCUGUUGGAUGAUACUGCUUAUGUGAUAUACCUUUCUGGUUACGCGGUCAUAGAGAGGUAAAUGAAUGUCAGUUUAACAAGUUUAUUUCUAGUCACGGCAAUAUCUUUGUACUAACACACAUACGUUGUCAGAUCGUGUCCUGAAAUAAGAUUCUUGCUCCUGUUGUAGAAGCAAAACUCCAUCAAAAUAGGGCGCUAAUAUCUCUAAAGAAUACUAUUCAGACUUCAUCUCUAAUCUGCCGAUUAGGUGGCGUUUCAAAAUUACUUGCUAAGUGAAAAAUCUAGGGAGAAAAGCCGUAAUUUUUAUGUCUGGGCGAAACCUGGGGCUGGGCUUCGCCUGUUCUUGCUACUUAGAACUGCCAUUCGUGAUGCCAGGAGGAUUUGUAUCGCCAUGCGGUCGUGCAUUGUAGGGGUCACUGUACCGCUCAGCUCACGUUUAGUAGCUAAAGGAAGAAAGCGGCGAGUCUCUUGGUGUGCUGACUCGAUAAUCUCUUCACACCAGCAAUACUCAAAGGGGCCGCUCCUGCAGUGCUCUACAUUUAUUCCAUUUAUUUCUUAUGUGUAGUAAUGUGUACUUCAAUUUUGUAUGACAUUUGUAGAAAAAAUACACGGAAUGCUGGCUUCAUCAGGCCCGUGUGCGGUGGAUAGUUGGUGCAACUUACCUUCUGUAAAAUGAGCGCAUACUUUGUUCGUCAGCGCUCUCACAUCCAUGAGGUAGCUUGUUUAAAUACUACAUUAUACGUCUUGAAUAACUUCACGCUAUUUGUCGGCUCUGGUUUGAUGCUUGAAUUCCAGCGUGUAAUGCCCAGUUAUAGGAGCGCCGUGUGCCGUGUAAACCGCUACGGUAGUAUAACGGACACCUCACCUUGAGCAUCAUUCUCCGCGUUGGCAAUGCAGUUUCUUAGGAUGCUGGCAUGUCGGUGAUGUAAAAGGAAGAUUGUACAUGUACGUGUCUAUGUAAAUCUGUUUUCUGAAACGGCGUGCGUUUCUGCAAAUCAGAUUUUUCACUACGAGCCUAAUAUUGGCAAAUACUGAUUUAUUCAUGAAUCUAUGCUGUUGGGUGGGGGCAUUUGAUUCACUCACCAGUCGGAGCAGACGAGCUUCGACUGCAUUUGAAGCAACUUCACUGCCAUUUUCUGUAGUUAAAGUGUUGGACUGGAGAGAAAUGAGAUCGCUUAAGUGGCAGCGUCGCACUGUCCAGUUAUCGGAGCAUAGCUGCUCGUUGCUUGCGAAGGAGAUUUAUGUGGUUUUCUAGUUGGGUUUGCUGUUUUGAUGGAGUUUCUUAUUUGUUGUGAAUCCUAGAUGCUUGUUACUGUCUGGUUUGUACUGGAUGAAUAGUGUUGGACUUCGGUUUGUUUCCAUGAGUUACUUGUGUAUCGUAUAGCAACUGUUACUUGCUAAUCGUUAAGACAGAAAAAAUCGUCUCUUUAUUUAUUGAUCGGGAUAUGCCCCCAAUUCUUUAUUGUUGCUGUUAUAAAUCGGCUGCCAGUUUGGCGCUCUAUCUGCUUAUCGUCUAUUUAGUGGUUGAGACUUGAACUGGAGUACAGGGACUUUGCUCUCAUCGUAAGAGCGUCUGAAGUGUAACGGAAAGAGGAAGUCUUGAAGCGAGCAUCACGCGCGCGACUAAGUGCAGAGCUUGCUCAGAAUUUGAUUAUUCCUAGUUGUCUGUCUAUGAGGACACAGGUGAAGUGGAGUUAUAUUUCAUGAUUUUCAUUGCAGCUUUACGAAAAAGUUUUCUACACCAAAUAAGGAACACUUUCAUACUGCGAUGACUGUGACGUUCAGAGCUCUUUUGUCGAGAUGAGGAAUCCUGCUGUGAUGAGUUUUGAGCGGCAUCAGAGAGGAUAUUGAUUUUUUUUUCCCACCAUUUAUUUCUUGCUUGAAAAACUCUAGCCUUAUUACGAAUAUCCCAUUCAUUGUCGGAAGAAAAAUUCAGUUUUUAUGAUAUUUUUAUACUAGUUCAUUAUUUAUUCUAUACUAGAGUUCGAUUCAUGAAUGCGAGCUUCGAAAUUUUCUAUUAUGAUCAUUUUUUGGUGUAUAAAAAUGUAGGACAACUCUUGUUGCCUAUUGGUUGGCUUGUUAAAACAUAAUUUCUUGACCGCACAUUUAGACGUCUUACCAAAGAAUCUAGAGCGCUCGAGUCUGUUCUGACUCCAGAAUCAUGCUGGCUUGGUCUGUCCCGUCCGAAGCUCUCGACCAUAAAGGGACUGGAAUUUGACAGUCGACAGAUACGGCAAUAGAUAGGCUUUGACUGGA
Molecule: messenger RNA, 6194 nt
Organism: Hyalella azteca
Lineage: Eukaryota; Metazoa; Arthropoda; Malacostraca; Amphipoda; Hyalellidae
Product: protein bassoon
Exons: 6
Coding region: 849-2588 (579 amino acids)
Biological process (GO): regulation of transcription by RNA polymerase II
Cellular component (GO): nucleus
Molecular function (GO): DNA-binding transcription factor activity, RNA polymerase II-specific; RNA polymerase II transcription regulatory region sequence-specific DNA binding; purine-rich negative regulatory element binding
Source: RefSeq, a predicted model, not a curated record